AUGGCACCCACGGAGAUCCCCCCCGGUUUUCUCGGCAAUCUGACCACAGACCAGCAAAAGAAGCUCGAGCAUCUCUGGACUAUUACCCUGAGUCUGUCAACUGUUCUUGCGCCUACCACGACCACGGAAGAGACUCACCACGAACGGACAUCCUCGCUGGCUCGCACCAAAACCACCGUGUCCAAGGGCAGCACGGCUACAUCUCCGACCCAUUCAACACAGCUGAACCGGCAACUACAAGCACUGGGAUUACACCAUGCAGAGAUUAAACAUAUUCAACAUAUUCUGACUCAGAUCUCACCAGAGGAGAUUCGAGACGGACUGUUGAGCACAGCCAGACAUGACCACCCGGACGCGCUGCUGCUGCGCUUCCUACGCGCGCGUAAGUGGGAUGUUAACAAAGCAUUUGUCAUGAUGCUGGACGCGGUGCUGUGGCGCAUGAAGGAAUUCCAUGUAGACGACGAGGUUAUCGCCAAGGGAGAGCUGCAUUCUCUGAAGGCAUCACGGGACAGCGACGCCGUUGCAGCGAAGCAUGGCAAGGACUUUCUGGCGCAGAUGCGCAUGGGCAAGGCAUAUGUUCAUGGUGUCGAUCGGUUGGGGAGGCCAAUUGUUGUGAUUCGGGUGAAGCUGCACAAGCCGGGUGCGCAGAGUGAAGAGACGUUGAAUCAGUUUAUUAUCCACGUCAUCGAAUCGGUGCGGUUACUGCUCGUGCCGCCUGUUGAGACUGCAGCGGUUGUGUUUGAUAUGUCUGGUUUCGGCUUGUCGAAUAUGGAAUAUCCGCCCGUCAAGUUCAUCAUUAAGUGCUUCGAAGCAAACUACCCUGAGUCGCUAGGGGUAUUGCUCAUUCAUAACGCUCCCUGGGUAUUUUCUGGAAUCUGGCGUCUUAUCAAAGGCUGGAUGGACCCGGUCAUUGUCUCCAAAAUCCAGUUCACCAAGUCCAUCGCCGACUUGAAAAAAAUCAUACCCCGCGACCAGAUCGUCAAGGAGUUAGGAGGGACGGAGGAUUGGACAUAUGAGUACAUUGAGCCCGAUGAGAACGAGAAUAAGAAAAUGGAAGACACAUCCACUCGCGACGCGCUGCUGCUCCAACGGGCCAAUAUCGGCGAUGAAUUGCUCGCCGUCACAUCCAGAUGGGUGACAGCAAUCAAGGAUAACAACGAGACGGAGACAACUGCCGCCAAGGCUCGUCGGGACGAGUUGAUCGAGGAGUUGCGCACGAAUUAUUGGAAGUUGGAUCCCUAUGUGCGUGGUCGGAACUGCUUGGAUCGAACGGGGGUGAUCAGAGAUGGAGGCAAGAUUGAUUUCUAUCCGAAGAGUCAGCCACGGUCGGAUCUUGAACUAGCGAAGGUGAUUGAAGAGGUAAAGCACGUUGAACAAGCCCCGGUGCAGGUUGUUGAUGUUUGA
Molecule: messenger RNA, 1404 nt
Organism: Aspergillus clavatus NRRL 1
Lineage: Eukaryota; Fungi; Ascomycota; Eurotiomycetes; Eurotiales; Aspergillaceae
Product: CRAL-TRIO domain-containing protein
Exons: 3
Coding region: 1-1404 (467 amino acids)
Source: RefSeq, a predicted model, not a curated record